CUGGCCCUUUGUCAUUCCUCUCAGCCAGAUUAUCACGCUGAAUUUUCACCCAAUUUCCACAAUUUAUUUCCAAACUUAGAAGUUGAACUAGGCUCGUCCAAAAGUGGCCAGAUAGGUCAAGUAGCUCCCAGAAUUUGAUAAUGUCGGGUUCAUAUCCACCUCCAAUUCUUCCUAAGCCUCCAGUCGGCCUUCCUUUCAUAGCACCUAAACCAAAUAUGCCAGGUCAGGGUGUGAAUGCAAGUCAGUCAGGCUCUAACAGUCUCGAAGAAAAACGGCAGAAUGGAGGUAGUCCGAGCCAAAGAACCGAUGCUGAAAUGUUCGAUUUAGAAAGUGAAAUUGCUAGAAGGACAAGUCAGCGAAAGCGGCCUAAAGUAUGUUCACAGUUUGUCUUCAUUAUCUAAAUUUGUCAUUCAUGAUAUAUUAUGCAACAUUCUUCAAUUUAUUGUCAACAAUACGGUUUUGUGUUUCAGCUUUAGCCUUUUCUUACGGUUACAGAUGGAGUCUUUCCAAGGAACGAAAGACACAUUUGGAGUCUUAAGAAUCGAAUAUCUCCGGUAUAAUCUACCGUGACCUCCGAUCCGGGGACACUAAAUUUAUGCAAUACUAAACGAACUGUCAUUGAAGCAAUGAAAGCUGACUGGUUCGUGGUUCAGAGUCACAUGGGCUUUGUUUCAGAGAAUAUAUUUGAUAGUUCCUCGUAAGUGUUAGCUUCCAUUUCCUGAAUUCUGAAAAGGGGAAAAAGUUGGAGAAACUGUUGAAUUCCUUCGUUCCGGCUCGGAUGAGAGUAAAUGAGAGAUUUUCGACAAGAUUUUGAAACCAGAAAUGGGAAGCCCUACGUCACAUUGUCAACAAUGAAACUUUGUAAUCACUAACACGCAACGGGUUGGAGUCGUUUGAAGAUUUCCUCGGCAAAUGUACAAUUCCUUCGUCAUGUUCAGCCAGUGUUCAAGCUUUCGUCACGUUAAGUUGAUUAAAGGGCUAUCGCUGCUUUUUUUUCCCGGAGCAUCGAAUAAAUCACUCGUUUUUUUUUCGGCUUUGCGCGUUUGGAUUGUUUACAUAUUUUAUAGUGGAGUGGUCACUCGGGAACCUUUGUCCGCGGGAAGAUUGGGGAAUGACUGAUGAUUUUUCGCUCGUUCCUAGCCACGACCCAAACAUCGUUUUUGCUUGGAAAUUCCUGUCAAAAUUUCAGAUAAAUCGUCUGCCUUUUAUUACGCGAAACUGGUAGGGAUUCGAACCAUUUCUGUCCGAAAUCGCCGCGCGUAAUUUGUCGUUUUCUGACAAUGGAGGUAAGCGAAUUGUCCAAUGUUACACAACAUAACUCCUUCCGUACGCUCUCUGAACUCGAUUUAAAGAAGAUUCAUGGUUUUAUGUCUAAAAUUGACUGUAUUCCCCGAUUGUGGCUAAUUUUUUUUUGUUGGGUGAAAUUAGAAAGAUAAAAAUGAUCGAGAGAACGGAAACACUUUGUGUUCUUCUUCAGACAGCGAAGCAAUCGGUGAAUGUAUUUAUGAGCUAACACGCGUUCUCCAUGUGUUCAGCUGUUAAUUUUGAUGAAUUUUCGCGCUGAUUAUUUCUGUCUAGCGCUUAAAUUUAAGCGUUAUUUUUCAUACUGGCAUGUAGUCAACACAGUCAUAUUGAAAAGAUACUCUACUGAGGAGAGGAGAGUAACCAUAAAGUGUAAAGAAAAAUUUGCUAGAUACAAAAUAUAUUUUCCUGAUCAUUUAUUCAGCGCCUGGUAGCUUUUUCCAUGCCUUUGUUUUGCAAACCAUCUUGCAUUUAUGAAACAGCUACACAAAAUUUGAAUAUAAAUAUCACAUCCCUAAAGGUUUCCUUUUCUAAGAUUUUUUGCUGCAUGAAUUUAGUUAAAUUUAUGUGCCAGUUUCCUUGUCUAAAUUAAAAAUAAUUGUUUUAUUUACAUCACCUGAGAGUUGAAAUAUUGCAGUUGAUGAUGGGAAUUGUGAAUUUUUUUUUUUGUAUGCAUUUAAGCCAUCAGUGAGGCCAGGCAAGAUGCCUUAUUACGUAAUUUUGUGUUCUAUUGCCUGAGUGGACACUCUUGACUGUGAUGCUAAGAAAUCUUUUUGUUCUUGCUGGCCAAAGCCAAGGGGUUCAACGAACUCUGUUUGACACCAAUCAUGCUUGCUUCAACUUUACUCGAAUUAUACCAAACCUGGGGACCCACCACUUUUUUAGAUCCAGUUCUACUUCUGUGGUUGCUCUACAUAUUUGUGUUUAUUGGAGUUUGUCCCUUUUUUGCUUGAAUCGUUCAGUGAUAAAGAAUUAAAUGUUAUAGAUUUUAGAUCAAGUAAUUUUAUUGAGCAUUGAUAGUGAUUAUUGUGAUCACAGUUCUCAGUAGUUAGAAAGCAACUCUUGUUUCAUAAUGCUACUUAGCUCCAGUGUGAAGGUCAUGUCUGCUUUGAAGGUGACUUACAACAAUUAAUCAUAAUUGAACUGAGUGGAGUGCAGUUUGGUGGGACAAGUAUGAUUUCAGACCAAAAAGGCUUUUGAUUCAGUUUAAUUACCACUUUGUUACAUCCAUUUUGAAAUCUUAAAAUUCAGUACAAUUAUUUUAUUGAUCCAGUACUGAGCCUACAAAAGGUUUCAGUCAUUCUCUUAAAAAACUGAUUUGUGUCUUUAAACAAGCCUUGAAUUCUGAUUGAUUGUUGUGUUUUAGUCAUUAAAAAGCUUUCUCUUUGGUUAGGAAAAAUAUGCGGUUUAAAGCAAAAAAAUAAAUUGAUUUGAGAUUAAAUCAAACUUUUGAGAGCCAAUCAGAUUGCAAGGAUCACCAGUGAUUUCAAAAUGGAAUCUUUCUGAAUUUCUAUCUAUUUAUUGAGUCAGUGCUGCAUUGACAUUGACAUUGACUUUUUUUUACUUAAGUUGGCAUGUCUCAUGAAAAUUUGUGUAUGUUUUGAGUUUGUAUGAAUUGCAUACCUUUUCCAUGUGAGAGAAGAUCGCGAAGUCUUUUUGGUUUUUGAGUUGCCAAGUUGAUAUCAAAUGUUUGAACUAUGUAGGAAAUAAAGUCCUUCUUUUGUGCUACUGUUGUUGGUGAUUGUGUUAGAGAAAUAUUGAUUUAAUUGAGCAAUGGAUUUUGUUUACUUCAGGUGGAAUACACAGAAGUAGAUGUAAAAUUAGCCAACUUGACGGACGAGGAAAUGUCAGAUGAUGAAAUCAUCAGAACCACCACAAGGGCAUCACCAGUCCCUCCAGCUAUGGAGGCUGAAGAACCACGUGAAGUAGAAGAGGAAGAUGAUGAGGAAGAUGUUCCUGAAGGCUAGUUCUCUUUUUUUUAUAGCAGCUAGAGCUAUUGUAUUAGUCCUCCAAACUUAAGAAAUAGUCAAAUUAGUAUCAUUAUUUUCAAGUAUACUGUGCUAGGUUUAUGCUUAAAUCUUGUUGGAGUUCAGUGAAGGAGAAGGAAAGCUCAAAUUGUGUGAUUUAUGCUGCAGUUACCAAGCAUGUUGAUGCAGUUUUAGAGAGAUCAUUCCAUUUAUCACAUGUCUGAGUCAUGUUUUAUGGCCAUGUUGAAUUUGACAUGAUCCAUAUACGUCAUAGAGCUAGUUAACAUGAUAAAUUGUGCACUCAGUGUUUUGUUAAGGGAGUUGAAACAUUAUAGUGCAAUCCUUAUUAUUUCUCUAUUUUUGCUUUUGCCUCACAUCUGUCUUGUUUUCUUAUAUUCCUCGAAACUGUUCAUUCAAAUGCUUGAAAGAUUCAUAGUAUUCCAUGACAUUUUUCCUCGUAGGAACCCUCAGCCACUAACCAUAUGUUUGCAAUUUUGUGGCUCUGUCAAAUCCACUUUCUCGCUUUUGUCAUUAAUUGUUAUUAUUCAAAGCCCUUUCAACUGAAGAGCUCCCAUUGAGGCAACAUAGUGGUACAACUAACAUCAAUAAUUAUUAAGAAUUGCUUUUAACUGAAAUUCAUUUUAAAUUUCAGCAUAAUUGUUGUAGUUUCAAGUGAAUUCAGGUCAAAAUAAUUUUAAGACUGUAGAAGUUUUAAUUCCUUUGUUCUCAGGAAAAUAAUUGAAAUUUUUAAAUAUAGAUAAAACCAAUGGACAUUCCCUGUAUGGAAUUAUUUUAACUGGGAGUCCCUUUCAACUAACAACAUUUACACUUACAGGACUUGAGGGUGCAGCGUUCCAAAGUAGAUUGCCUUUUGAUAAGAUGACAUCACAAGAGGCAUCAUGUUUCCCAGAUGUCUCUCAAGGCCCUCCCCCUGUCCAGAAACAGUUUUUAUACAUCAGGAAUAGAAUGGUAUUUGAAAUCAAUUAAAAUUUUUAUAUGAUGGAUUUUACUUCUUUUGAAAAUUAUUGUAAUUUACCUACGGAUUUUGUGGUUCAAAAUUGUCUUGAUGAGAUUUUGCAGAUCAGUUUGAUUUUUCUUUGUCUGGUGUUGAUUAAUUAUCAUGAUGAAAAAAUUAGGAAAUAAAAAAUAAACUGGUGUGAAACAUGUUAAUCAAGGAAAAUUUUAAAAUAUGACACCUAUAGAUAUUACCCCUCAGUCACUAUCAGACAGAGUGCAUAGUAAUUCUUCUGCUUAAAGUUUGAUGAAGUUGUUGUUGUUUUUUACCAAUGUAAGCUACAAUUAUGGGUUGAAAAUCCACGACAACAGAUGACAUUGGAGCAUGCAAUGUCACAAAUGGACCCUCAAAAUAGUAAGUUCUUCCCCUUGUACAUUCUCUUAAUGUCUUUUUUUUACAUUUUUAUGAUAGCUUUUCAAUCUGUCUGAAAGUUUAAAGCAAAUAAGAAAUUAUUAUAGUAAACGGCCAAGUUGUCAAAGGUGGCAUGUUGCUUUUUCAGAUUACACACAAGAUCACGAACUAUUCAGUUAAAAUAUCUUUGUGGCAUUCCACAAAGAUCACACAAACCUGAAAGCAACUCCUGAAUUUGGAAUCAUUGUGCAGAUUUAAACCUGUUACUGGUAACUCAGAGAUAGCUUGUGUACAUAUUUCCUCAAUGACAUUUCACAAGGUUUACAAUUUUUCAUUGCCACUUGUGUAAAAUGAAAUGCACGUAGAACCUAAAUAGGUUUAUGUCUGGCUAUGAAAAUUGAUAAUUUUUGUUUGCUUUCCCUGUAGGUGAUCCCAAACUUGCAGCAAGAGUACAUGCCUUCCUUUCACGAUAUGGCUUGAUAAACUUUGGAAUAUACAAGGUUCUUAAGAUGCCAGCAGCAUGUAAGUAGAACUUAUAAUAAAGAGUAAAAUGUCAGUAUAUAUUGAUCCUACAUGUAUAUGCUACACAGUGUGUAUAAUCCUUGAAUGACAUGUGAGGUUAGUGAUCUUGAUUAAGCAUUCAUCUUGGACUUCUUCAUUAUCCAUAAUCAAAGUUGUUGUAUUUGAGAAAUAUGUAGACCAUACCAUUUAUGUGACACACAAAUAAUUUUUUGUAGACCAGAUCAGAAGAACAAUACUUUCUGCACAGAUAUGUUUCUGUGGAGAUUUCAUCGUGCUUUGCAUCUAUAAGCUAAGAGCUUUAAUUCAAAAUAACCAUGAAUAGACACUUUCUAACAAGCUGGGUGCAUUCAGGUAUAUCCAAACAGUUGGGAGUCAAUCUUUUUUAUAUUAUAUAUAUAAAAGUGUGGGCCAUGAUAAAUUCAGGGUGCCAGCUAUAACCUUAUGUCCAAGAUCUGUGAUUUUACCUGUGUUACAUCAACAUAAAAAAAAUUCCUUGAAGAACCCUGAAAAACUAAUAAUUUUAUCCAGGGUUUGGGUUUGAAUCAGAAGCCAGUCAUAGUGGUGUGGUUUUCAGGAAUUAUACUCUUCUUUAUGGGAGGAAAAAUUUGGCUGUUACUUUUAAUUUUUAUACCUAUCGUAUUUGAAUACUUCUGACAUGAGUUGAAUAUAGUUUAUAAGUGUUAAGUGAAUGUAUGGUUCCCUUUUUAGUAAAAAAGUCACCCAAAGUGAUAGUUGUUGGUUCAGGAAUCUCUGGUCUUGCAGCUGCACGGCAGUUACAGUCUUUUGGAAUUGAUGUUACUAUUGUGGAAGCGAGGGUAAGGCAGCAUUACUCUCAAACACUCAGUUGGUUGAAAUUUAAAAUAUCUCAAGAAUUAUUUUAAUGGGUAAUUUGUUGAUAGUUGAAUAUUUGUUGUGGUAUUAUCAAUAAUUAUUACUUAAAAUCUGGUAUUGCUUGCAGGAACGUGUGGGAGGAAGGGUAGCAACAUUCCGUAAAGGACAGUACAUUGCAGAUCUUGGGGCCAUGGUACUCACUGGGUUAGGUUGGUAUUAUUUACUUGUUAACGUUAAAAUGUUUUAAUUUGUCUUCAUAAAAUCUACACUUACAUGCAACAUCUUUUAUCUGUGACCUGAGACCACAGACUACAUGGCUAUCUUAGCACAAAGUUUAUUGUUCACAGUCAUUGAGGUUUUGUACUUAUUGUCUGGGAGGAAGAGCCAGACAGAAAAAUACUAUUGGCUCAAGGUCAAGAAAAAUUGACCAAGCUCAGCAAGCCAGACACGUCCUGUCCAGCUUGACCUCACUCAUUCAAUAAACAUUUUAUUAUAAUUGUGACUGUGGCUCUUUCUUCCUUUCUCCUUUAAGCUCAUGGCUUGCAAUGCUUUAGGUUUUGAAUGACCCUGCUGGUCAUUAAAGGAAAAAAUCUAUUGAUCUAAAAAUUAAUGAAUAUUCCUCUUGGCUAGCCAAUCAGAAGAAAGGAUUUACUUUAUUUGGCUUGCCUGUUGAUAAGGGUAUGUCAAAAAUGAUAACCAACAAAGGAAAACUUGCUGAGGGAGUCAUUCUUUUAUUGCAGGGGGAAAUCCUUUGACAGUUCUGGCAAAUCAAAUCAAUAUGGAUCUUCAUAAGAUUAGGCAAAAGUGUCCAUUGUAUGAAACUCAUGGAAAGUCGGUAUGAACUGUGUCUUGUUUUGAAACUUAUGAAAUUAAUGACUUUUCAGCACAAGCUAGUAUUUCACUGGUGGUCAAAAAUGAUGUUGUUGUCAUCAAGGUUAGCAUCUUUAGUGUCAAAUGUAUUUAGGAUUUUCAUAACCAAAAAUCAAUUUCUGAGAAUUGGACCUUGAUCAUUUACCACCUGUGUUCAAUAAAAGAGCCAAUUUAAAAUACCGUUUUUGAUGUGUUGGAUGGUUAGCAAUCAUUUUAGGCUGAAAAAGAGUUUGGAAGAAUUACAGUUUGAAUGUAAUUUGUCAUCAACAAUAGUUUUCCUCAGCCUGAAAAUUGGUUUGACAUUUUGUUUAAGAGGAAUUGCUGAUUGUAAAUAAUGUACAAAAUUCACUUCCCUUUACAAAGUUUACUUCUUGCCUUCCAAAAAGAUGAGGUUUUAUUGUCUUGCUAUUAUGAAAUAUUGGCUCCAGUAAUUACUGUUUAUUAGGGUGAUGAACUUUUACCUAGCAGUUUAUUUCAAACUUAAACUUUUCCCUAAAUAUUUAAAUUAUAACAAUUUAUUAUUAUAAUUAUUAUAGUUUGGUGUGGUUAGGUUUGGAAAGUUUAAACUUAAAACUUCUUAACUUGCUGUUUGAGUAACCUGACGUGUAUGCACCUGUAAAGCUUUGUACAGUUUGUUCAGUUCAAGGUUAUGGUUUUUCAGACAUGUUUUCAUCUUCUUCAUUGUCCACUAAAAGUAAUUGGGAAAAAGAGUAGACUGAAUCAGUCUACAUUGUAACACUGAUGUUUUAAAUGAACUGAAAAGCUGGUUUUUAUUCUAAAUUACCCUAUUUGAAUUUUACACCCUGACUUUUUUGCUUAUUUUUUAUUUGAGAAAAGUCAAAAUCACCUGUUUAAGCAGACACAAAAUUGUGUUAAUCAAAACAUUAGAAAGUUGUUAACAGUUCUGGCAAGUGCCAAUGGUACAUGUACAAUGGAUUAUAAGUUACAUGUAUGAAUUUAUUGUAAUCAGCAAUAUAAUGAUGUUAUAGAAUGUCUGGUCACUAAAAAUAGGGUAAAAAUUAAAAAAAAAAAAAAAGGUAAAAUAAAUUUAACAUAACAGUCAAGAAAUGUUAAAUUAAACUAAACCUGGAAUGACAACAUACACCUUGAUUUAAACGAACCAAAGUUAACAUUUGAUUUUUUCCUGAAGGGCCCACUUGAAAAGAAGGCCAACAGCCGGCUUGCUGCUGUGAGGGUAGGCUUUCCUCUUUUUCACCAGAAUGAAGUCAAUAUGCCAUUCAUUGUACAUGUACCUUCAUGCACUUGUCAAUUGCGUUCAUUCUUACCCAGUCACCAACACCUAUUGCUAAACAUUUUUUUUUUUUAAUGCGCUCAGCUUCUUUUGUUUUUCCUGCUCUCUUCUCUCAGCAUAUUAACCAUAAAACCACUCUUAAUAAAUGUAAAUUAGCAACUCUCAAAACUCUUUCCUCUUUUUGCAAAUAAGCCUUCUUGGUAAAGGUGAGCUUAAAAAAACACAGCUUAUAAAUUGCUGGCAAUAGAAAUACAUCCAUUCAGUGAAUUCCAUUCUUAAGCAUUUGUGUGUAUCAUUUUCAUGUGUAAAUAUAAGUUUUGUCAUUAAUUUAUACAAUCAUAUGUUUUCUUGUGUCACAUGAUUUAGAGUAACUUUCAACUAAGUGUUGAAAGGAAUUUGGGAUUGCUCUGGUGUGGCUUUACUUUGUUCUGUUAUUGGUACAGAAAACACACCUCCUUCUCAAGCAAUCAGAUGCGAAACAAGAAGCAAUUGUGACUUUAUCACUAGUGUUUUCCCCCAUUAACCACAUUUUUCUGCAGGUACCUAAAGAGAAAGAUGAGAUGGUGGAAAGGGAGUUCAACAGGUUGCUGGAAGCCACCUCAUAUUUGUCACAUCAAAUUGACUUUAACUACAUGAACAGCAAACCUGUGUCUUUAGGCCAUGCCCUGGAACUUGUGAUCAAGUUAGUUACCAAUGAAUUUAUAUGGUUAUAAACUGACUAGUCCAGUUUAUAGCUAAUUCUUUGUUAUCUUGGCUGAUUUUGGUGUUAUGCAUUGAUUGGCAUGGCUAAAAUUAGUUAAAAUAAUUAUAUCUUUUGUGUAGUAUGAUUGAUUCAUUUUGUUUACAGCAAGUAACCCUAUCAUUUGUACCAUUUUAAGAGAAUUCCUCCAAAUAAGAGCAAACCUGUUUAUUCAUCUAAAUUUGGUCUAUUGAGUUCAAAUGUAUGUACUGAUUUGAUUUCAGGAUGCAAGAGAGGCAUGUUAAGGAGCAGCAGAUCGAACAUGCAAAAAAGAUUCUCAAUAUUCAAGAGCAACUGAAGGCUAACUUAGCCCAGGUAAAUUAGUUUUACUUGGGGAUCACCAUGUUACAUACUCUGGGUUUUCUGUGGUUGAGUCUUUCUGUGUUUAGUGUACCUCUCUGACCUGUGAUUGAUGAAGUAUUGUUUUGCUUUUUAUUAUCAGAUGGUGCAGAUUAAGGAGAAAGUCAAGCAAACUCAUAAGGAAUACCAAGAGGCCCUCAAGGUCAAAGAACCAAGGUAUAGCACAAUGUCAAAAUUUUUCAUUCUUGUACUGCCAAAAGUGUCAAACAGAUAACUUGCUCUCUGAAUGGUAAUUGCACUUUAUCCAGCAGACAGGUCAUAAGAAGAGAUAAAUAAAUUACCAGUUGGAGGCUUAAUCAUACACUGAACUUUUUUAAUUGCUCUAUAUAGAAAUUUAUAGUAAUGAGGUGGGAGAAUUGCAAUUCACAUCCUAGUGAUUAAGGUUAAUUUUGAAUUCCACGACAGACAAUUUCCAACAACAAUUGCUCUUUAAGGCUCUGGCAUGGCACAGCUCUUGCCCCAUAAAAGAUAGAAACACAUUUUCUGAUCACAAGAAUGUUAGUGUGUGAGCUACAUUCAAUUGCAUACUCAGCUUAAUUUCCAGUAUUUUUGUAAGUGCAAUUUAUAAAUGCAUUUGAUUUUAGCAAGGAUCUUUUUGUUUUCUUUGUUUGUGUUUUGCUUUUUCUGAAUAUUCUUCAAGUGUCAAGGUUAUAAUUUUGAUAAUUGAAUUUCUCAACAGGGAUGUCACAUCAGAGUUUUUGGUGAAAAGCAAGCUAAGAGACCUGAAUGCCCUUUGCAGGGUAAGUACAUUAUGGUGGGUUUGAAGGAUAAAAAGUUCCAUGGCUGUUUUUGCAAAGAUAAAAAAACACUCAUGAUUUUAUUUUUUUGAUAAAUCCAAUUAAAGGAAUAUGAUGAAAUGGCAGAGGAGCAGCUUCGUAUUGAGGAGAGACUUGAAGAACUUGAAGAUAACCCACCGAGGUAAAUUAUUUAAAUUUAGAAAACAGCUUUGUUCAAAUGAGUUUGGGUUAAAUCUGGUGUAAAGGCUUACAUGAAUACACAAGUGGUAUUCUUGUUUUGCAAUUUCCUUGUAAUCAAUUGGAAUUUGCAAUGAAAUAGUUUAGCAUGCAAGUUUGAUUUAGCUCCCCCAGUGUGUCAUUUAGAAGUGUUAAAUCUGUUUUGAUGGUCAUUUCACAGUGAUGUUUACUUAUCAUCAAGAGACCGACAGAUCCUAGACUGGCAUUUUGCUAAUCUAGAGUUUGCAAAUGCCACGCCCUUGACAUCACUGUCACUUAAACACUGGGACCAAGAUGAUGAUUUUGAGUUCAGUGGCAGUCACAUGACUGUUCGUAAUGGUUACUCUUGUCUUCCUGCUGCUUUGGCUGAAGGACUUGAUAUCAGACUCAACACUGCAGUGAGACAUGUGCGCUAUAACAGAACUGGUAUGUGCCAUUGCUUGCUCAGUGGAUAACUUAAUGGAUGAUAUACAUGUAUAUAGAUUUUAGUUUCAAUAACACUUCCAAAAAAGCUCAUAGGCCCAUUGUGUUUAAGAAAAUCAUACUUGAAAAUCCAAAACAAAAAUUUGGUUUGAAAAACUCAAAAGUCAGGUGAGUUAAGUUGCUUUGUGUUAAUGUCUUUGUGGGUAGUAUGCCAUCCAAGAUUAGAAACCUUACAUCAUUGUUGAUUAAUUUUAAAUCCCUGUUUCCUGUUGCUUUUAGUGUUUCCUAUACGCUGUUGAUCUCUCUAUUUCUUUUUUCCUGUGUCCCUUUCCAUUUCAUUUUUUCUUUAUUAUUUCUUUUUUAUGUAGUCUUUCCUGUUGACGUCUCUAUUUCCUGUUUCUUGUUUUGGUUUCCAUUGUUUCAUUCCUGUUCCUGUUUCUAGUCCAUGUGGCAUCGUACUCCUUGAUUCAAUUCCUUUUCCAGUUCCUGUCUAUUUUCUCUUUUCAUUUCCUGUUUCCUGUUCUAGCUCCCACAACUCAAAGACACUGAAAAGGUCUGUAACUAGCAUAGCAUUAUGCCAGUGUGGUAGUAACAUGUCUGUUGGUUAUUUUCCAAUCCAUAUACCACCUAUUUCUGUCAACUGUGUUUUAGGUGUAGAAAUUGUCACCCAGAGCACAAGCAAGUCAUCAAUCACUACAACACAGACAUUUAAGGGAGAUGCUGUGUUGAUAACACUUCCACUUGGAGUACUCAAAAGCCAUCCAUCAGGUGUGCAGUUUCACCCUCCCCUCCCAGAGUGGAAGACUGCUGCUAUUCACAGAAUGGGCUUUGGAAAUUUAAACAAGGUGGGAAAAAAACUUAAUAUCAUACACAGAUCCAGCAGUACAAUGUUUGAAUUUAUAUUAAUAAAAAUUAUAUUUGAGAUGCUUAUCUUGGUUUCACACAAAUUCUAACUUACUUUGGAUUUCCUCCACUGUUACUUGGAGGAAAAACUAUUACAAGUUUCAAGAUAUUUUCACACCUACCAUAUAGCCAACUUUUGAAAAAAACUUUUAUAUCCAUAAUUUCCUCUUGUAUAGCUUUUUAUUUGUAUAUUGCUUUGACCAAUGGUUGUUGAUGUAUUUUAUGAGUUUGGGACAUAGGAGAUAUGUGACCCUUAAAUCCUUCAAUUUGUAGGUCAGAUACUUUACCAUGUUAGAAGGAGAGAACUUAUUAGUGAACUUCAUGUCUCCCAUUUAUGCAGUUCAUAUUGAACUCUUCAUAAGAAUUUAAUUCAACAGCUGUGUUUUAUUUGUAUAAGGUGGUUCUUUGCUUUGAUCGAGUGUUCUGGGAUCCAAACACCAACCUGUUUGGUCACGUUGGAAGUACAACGGCGAACCGUGGUGAGCUUUUCCUGUUUUGGAAUCUGUACAAGUCACCGGUGCUUAUUGCUCUAGUGGCUGGUGAAGCUGCCAAUAAGCUGGAAAAUGUGUCUGAUGAAAUUAUUGUGGGAAGUGCUAUUGCAGUCUUAAAAGGAAUAUUUGGGAGCAGUGCUGUUCCUCAGGUUUGUUACUUACUUUUUCCCAUUAAACUCCCCUGCUCUGAGAUAAAUUUCAAAUACAAAGGCUGGUGAAAAUUAACCUUCUCACAGCUGAGAUCUGGAAUGUUAUUCCUCCCAACAGCAGACCAUACAUUUCUUUAUUGGCUUCUCCUGAGAAUUUAGCACUAUGUUCUGCCAACAAUUCUUACUUGAUGAUGUGUUCUAUGUUCUGCCAACAAUUCUUACUUGAUGAUGUGUUCUAUGUUUUGCCAACAAUUCUUACUUGAUGAUGUGUUCUAUGUUCUGCCAACAAUUCUUACUUGAUGAUGUAUUCUUUGUUUGCCACCUGUCUACAUGGGUUAACCGACUGAAGCUUCACUUUCAGCCUUGGCAAAAUCCAUAUAUUUUAAAAGCCAACUUUUGUUUGUUUUUGUUUGCAAUAUUUAGUUAUGGGACUAUGCUCAUCGUACAGUCAUCCAUUUUCAUUUAAAAAAACACUUAAACCUGAACUUUUCAUUGUUAUUGUGUGAAACUAGGUUUUGAGUUUGCCAAAUGGUGGCAAAAGAAAAUGUGAGAAAGCAAAGAAUCUUAUUAGCUAGGUUCCCACAUUUACAAACUAUAGUAGACUUGAAAGUUUCUGCCAGCUAGUCUUACUUAGGGCCUCAAACUUAUUUGAGAGGAAAGAAAUGCACUUGUUGAAGUUCCAUUGAUGAGAAACUGCUCACAGACUAAUUUUAUGUGUUAAGGAUAAUGUCAACUAGAAAGCAAAGAAGCUGAGUCCCCACCACUGCCUAUGGCACUUCAUGAUUGAAUCUUUUUCUUUCAGCCUAAAGAGACAGUUGUAACAAGGUGGAAGUCAGAUGAGUGGUCACGAGGCUCUUACUCCUUUGUUGCUGCUGGUUCUUCAGGAAAUGACUAUGAUCUCAUGGCUUCUCCAGUGGCACCUCCACCAGUAUCAGGGAUGCCUCCAGGUAAUCCUGCCCCACCCAAUCCUCCCAGAGUGUUCUUUGCCGGGGAGCAUACAAUAAGGAAUUAUCCUGCCACAGUACAUGGAGCUCUUUUGAGUGGCUUGAGAGAGGCUGGCAGAAUUGCAGACCAGUUUUUGGGACUACCUUAUGAAGUAAACAGAAUUGGGCAGCCACCCAUGACCCAGGCCUAAAGUCCUCUAACAAGUUGAUUUGUCCAGGAAAGAUGAUGCGGUGCUCAAGUUCAAGUUCCAGCUUUUAUAAUGUGAAUAUUGUUGUCAAAAUGGACAAACUUUGUUACCUUUGUUAUGGUUUUAAGGUCAGUAUGCUGUCACAGCAUGUCUUAUGUGCCUUUUAAUCACAGACUUGAUGUACAUAGAGUUUUUGUUGUAGAGGACAUUGUCAAAAAUUAAUUAUAUUGUAACAAGUGGUAGGUCUUUAAGAAGUUUGAUGUUUUUAUCAGGGACAUUUAACUUGUAGCUAAGUCACAAUCCUCUCAUUUACAUACACCUCCUAACAGUUCUCUUCAAGCAUCUUAUCAUCAAUUUACACCAUGAAGGAAACUUUUAGGGCAUAACUUUAAAAAAACCCUACUAUGCUAGAUAGUUAAAUGUUCAUGUUCUGUAAAAUUAGUCUCAUCAAUGAAAACAG
Molecule: messenger RNA, 13720 nt
Organism: Pocillopora meandrina
Lineage: Eukaryota; Metazoa; Cnidaria; Anthozoa; Scleractinia; Pocilloporidae
Source: the annotation of a GenBank genome assembly